UUUCGAAAAAAAAUUCAAAGGGCUGUAACUUUUGAACUAGUAGCCCAAUCUUGGAACUGUUUGAAAUUAUGGAUUCUACAGGCCACGCGCUCGUCGAGGUUGUUGCGUUCAGAAAAAAAGUUCCAUUUCGGUUUUUCUAACGGGCAAAAUUCUAAAUGAAGUUUUAGAUAAGGAUUAUAUCUAACAUUGGCACGUGAUCACAAGACAGGGAUUGCAUUCGCCGAGGACGCGCCACAUACAUGGUUUCCGUUCACCCCCAACGAGACCUGGAGAAGAAAAUGGACCAGGAAGUGUUUAUAAUACAUUUCUAACCAUUUUUGUGUCGGUGUAUCCUGAUAUAAUCACUGUUUACAUUGGGUUUACGUUGAACUUUGACUAAAUGCGAUUAGCCAUUCUUUUUAUCGCGGGUCACUCAAUAAUUUGCCGGAAGUAAAAUGUGAGUUCAUUGUUUGAUAAUGAAUAGAGCUGAAUGCUUUAUAAAUCACAACCACCCCGCAGAAAGGGAGGCGAAAAGCGCUGUGAGAAAAUUGCUGCCCUUCGUUCAAUGGAAAAAGGAUUGCAAAGUGCUGGAUGUGGGAUGUGGAACAGGCAACGUAACGCACGAUGUUCUUCAACCAGAGUUACCAGUAGCAACAAGGGAAGUUAUCGGGAUCGAUAGGGACAGAACCGUGGUGGAGUAUGCCAAUCUUAACUAUGGAGGGAGAAAGUUACGCUUUGAACAAGUUGAUAUUGUCCACGACAGGAAGUUCGUAGAUGCUCACCUCAACUACUUUGACCACAUCUUUUCCUUCUCGUGUCUGCACUUUGUGCGUGAACAAGGGACAGCACUAAAACAUAUUCGUGAAAUGCUGAGACCCGGAGGUGACUUCAGCUUUUCCUGCGUCACCUCCAACAAUUUCUUCAAGGUCGUGGCUCAUAUGGCCCAAUCGGAAACGUGGCGCCCUCACAUCGCCCACUACGAAAACUUCAUCUCGCCCUAUCAGUUCUCGCAAAACCCGAUGGGCGAACUGGUAGAUUUUCUGAUUAGAGCCGGAUUUCGGGUCACGAGUCUGGCAAUUGAGCCAAGGGAAGCGGAACUGCCACUCUCGUACUGUCCAGCGCACUUCAUCUCGCACAUUCCAAUCGAAAUUCCGGCAGAUCUCCAUCGCGAAUUCGGACUCGCAGUAUUGGAGACAAUCAGAGAGCUUAAUUUGAGUCGUUUAGCCCAAGACAACGUGGAGUACUUCAAUGCUUAUUUCGAUGGCAUUUUUGGUCAUGUGAUACGGCCAAAUUAAAUACUCACUUUUGGACUGUGACAAAUUU
Messenger RNA from Photinus pyralis (common eastern firefly), 1302 nucleotides. Its product is annotated as juvenile hormone acid O-methyltransferase-like. NCBI's taxonomy places the organism in Eukaryota, Metazoa, Arthropoda, Insecta, Coleoptera, Lampyridae. The record is from RefSeq and is a predicted model, not a curated record. The transcript has 4 exons. The coding region runs from base 456 to 1274 and encodes 272 amino acids.